Molecule: messenger RNA, 2178 nt
Organism: Anolis carolinensis (green anole)
Lineage: Eukaryota; Metazoa; Chordata; Lepidosauria; Squamata; Anolidae
Exons: 1
Coding region: 1-2103 (700 amino acids)
Source: RefSeq, a predicted model, not a curated record
AUGAAUACCCAGGACUGGGAUAAAAUAGACAGCCUUACCUACAAGAAAAUGGAGAAAGACAUGGUUCUCCACACCAAGAGACAAAAACAAAAAUUUGACAAAUGCCGUAAGCAACAGCCAAAGCCAGAACUGGAUAAAUCACGGACCAUCAUCAACCUGACAGACAGACAACUCACUGAAGACCAAGUAUCCAUUCUAGAAAAAGGAGGAAAUUUUGCAGUCACCACCACCAGGAUCCCAGUAGAAAACAUCAUUGCCAAUGUUGAAUCAGCAAUUUAUCAGCUCCCUGAGGAAGAAGCAGAGGAGGUAAGAAUGGAAACAGCAAGGAUCCUGAGAAAUGCAAAACUCCCCCCCAGCAACAUAACGAGAAAAGAAAGACAGGCCAUCAAAGAUCUCAACUCAGAUCCUGAAAUCAUCAUUCUUCCAGCUGACAAGGGGAAUGCCACAGUAAUCAUGGAAACAAAACAAUACAAAGAAAAAAUCAGACAACUUCUAGAUCCCACAAUUUACAAGAAACUGAAACAAGACCCCACUAACAAAAUCACCAGAAAAACUAACACUCUAAUCAAGAACUCCUCCAUUAACUUUGACAUACGCCAACAGCUGUGCAAAUCAGAAGCCCUCCCACCCAGGCUUUACGGACUCCCCAAAAUCCACAAGGACUCCAUCCCACUCAGACCCAUUGUAAGUGCCAUUGGAUCGCCGACUUACAACCUGGCAAAAUUUCUGGCUACACAGCUACAAACCCACAUUGGGCUCACUGCACAUUAUAUCAAGGACUCUACACACUUUAUAGAAAAGAUCAGCAACCUCAAUCUAAGCACCAAGGACAUCCUGAUCAGCUUUGAUGUGGUGUCCCUUUUUACCAAAGUCCCAGUAGCUGACACCCUCACACUAAUCAAACAAAACUUCCCAGAAGACAUCACAGCCCUGUUUCACCAUUGCCUCACCACUAGCUACUUUCAGUGGGACACUGGAUUCUAUGAACAGAAGGAUGGAGUGGCCAUGGGGAGCCCUCUCAGCCCAGUAGUAGCAAAUUUCUAUAUGGAAUACUUUGAAAAACAGGCCCUAGAAACAGCACCAAAAAAGCCAACUGUUUGGUUCAGAUACGUAGAUGACACCUUCACAAUUUGGAGCCAUGGAGAGGAAGAACUCAGCAAGUUCCUGGACCAUCUUAACAGCAUCCACCCAAACAUCCAAUUCACCAUGGAAAAAGAAAAGGAAGGAAAACUGCCAUUUCUAGAUGUUCUGGUCAUCCGCAAACCCAAUCAACAAUUGGGCCACACAGUUUACAGAAAACCUACACAUACAGAUAGAUACCUUCAUAAAAACUCCAACCAUCACCCAAGUCAAAAAAGGAGCACAAUCAAAGCCCUGACAGACCGUGCACAAAGAAUCUGCGAACCUCACCUCCUCCAAGGUGAACUCAACCACCUAAACUGGGCUCUACAGGCCAAUGGAUACUCCACCACAGACAUCAGAAGAGCUGCAAGGCCAAGAACAAGCCAUGAGAGUCAAGACAAAGAUCCACCCAGAGGAAAGGUGUUCUUACCAUACAUCAAGGGAACUACUGACCGCAUAGGGAAGCUGAUGAAGAAGCACAACCUACAAACUAUCUACAGACCCACGAAGAAAAUCCAACAAAUGCUACGGUCAGCGAAGGACAAGAGGGAUCCUCUCUCUUCUGCAGGAGUCUACCGGAUACCAUGCAGCUGUGGACAAGUCUACAUAGGGACCACCAAACGCAGCGCCCAAACAAGAGUCAAAGAACAUGAAAGGCACUGCAGACUAAUUCAACCAGAGAAAUCAGCCAUAGCAGAGCAUUUGAUGAACCAGCCUGGACACAGAAUACUAUUUGAGAACACAAAAAUGCUGGACCAUUCUAACAACUAUCAUGUCAGACUACACAGAGAAGCCAUUGAAAUCCACAAGCAUGUGGACAACUUCAACAGAAAGGAAGAAACCAUGAAAAUGAACAAAAUCUGGCUACCAGUAUUACAAAACUCCAAAAUCAAAACAGUAGAUGGGAACCAACACAAUGAGGACUUGACUGAACAAAGGAUGCCCCCAGGCAAGGGACAAAACAUUUCCAGUGCCAAUUAGGGUGAUUAACUGAAACAUUAAUGCUGGCUCCCAGUGACAAAGAACUCUUGCCACACCUUGGACUCUACACAGAUA